AUGAAGGACGAGAAUAAAGGCAAAGGUAAAGCAACCGCCGAAUCUCCGCAGACCUCUGUUCGUGACACUCGCCAAGCAGCAAGCUCCAGUGCAGCAUCCAAUGCAGCUCAAACUCUAGCCUCAGCAUUACGAACCACUAUGGCUUCAUCUCAGCUUAGAUCUUUGAUGCAGCCUGCUUCAGGAGGCAAAGCCGAAUUCCAGGGUCAGGACUCUGUAGGUGAGACAGAAGAGUUGAGAGAUUGGUUGGUGCAAGAUUUACGGUCUGGUGGUACAUCGUCAAGCUCAAGUAUCGUGCUGGCGAGGGCAGGAGCACAGACGUUUCGGACAACAGGAGCGUCGGAGCGAGAGCAACAGGAGAUGUUUCAAGAUUUCGAACGAGGGAUGAGUCUCAGCAAUGCAAGGCAAGGAGAACCGGGCUUCAAGUCAUCAGAUGGAUUGACGAGAGAUGAUGUAGGUUUGACUCAGGCAUGGGAUGAAGCAACACAACAAUACAGAUGGCAGGCAACAGGGUUAGAUCCAGCCUCUGCACGACCAAUACGGUCUUACACUGAGCUUGACGCUCCACUGCACGAUUCUGUCCGUGUGAGCAGCACACAAGCUCCUCCCAGUCAAAGUUGGACCUAUGCACCGCCUGCAACCGCACCACUAGCUCAAACGGAUGACGUCUUCGCCCUGCUCGAUGCAGAAGAUCAACUAGCACCCACAAGCAUUGCUUCCGUAUCCACAGCACCACAAUCCGAGGAGCUAUCAGAACAAGUCUCGUCUCAAUUCGAUUCCCUCUACCGACCCCCAUCACCCACUCAUCCUUCUUUCUCUCGCGAACAAGCAAAACUUCACCUCCAACUCGCCGAAGCACAAGCUUCACAACAAGGCAAAACCGAACUUGGCAUCCCACGUCCCGACAACGCUUCGCUCCAGGAAGGAGUCUAUGCACCCACCGCCGAACAAGCACUUCAGUCCAUCUUCGACGGUAGGGUUGAAUCCAGCGACGUCACAGAGGAGCAAGAUGUGAGUGAUAGGGGUGAGGAGAUCGUUAGAAAGAUCACAAAGUAUUUCGGAGCAAGUAGCUAUCUCGACGACGUAUACGGUGAAAGACCGGUGUUGAGAGAGACGAUUGAGGUGGUGAAGAAGGAAAAGGAUGGAGAUAGGGAGAAGAGAGAAAAGGCGAUAAGAAGGCUAGAGAGUUUAUGGGGACAUCUGAGCAAUACGCCUCCUCACGAGAGCAAGGGGAAGGAUUGGGUCGAUGCUUGGUUGCUCAAGAACACAUGA
Messenger RNA from Ustilago hordei, 1269 nucleotides. RefSeq lists its product as uncharacterized. The transcript has a single exon. The record is from RefSeq and is a predicted model, not a curated record. NCBI's taxonomy places the organism in Eukaryota, Fungi, Basidiomycota, Ustilaginomycetes, Ustilaginales, Ustilaginaceae. Bases 1 to 1269 code for a protein of 422 amino acids.